Messenger RNA from Paramuricea clavata, 2827 nucleotides. The record is from the annotation of a GenBank genome assembly. Lineage: Eukaryota; Metazoa; Cnidaria; Anthozoa; Malacalcyonacea; Plexauridae.
AUGCCGCGAAUAAAAGCUGAUUCUGGCAAAAGCAAUAAAACCCCUUUUUGCGGCCGUCGAAAGAAACUCAAACCCAAGACCAACAAUUUGUUCACAGAGGAGAAAAAGAAAUCACUGGCAGAAAGUGACCCUAAAACCAUUCUGUAGAGAUGAAUCAAUGCCCAUAAAGGCCAUAAUUUAGAACAGUUUGCCUAAUAUUUACUAGCAUAAUAAUAGAAUAUAAUAUGUAAGUAUAUUUACAUGAGUAUGUUUAUCAUAAUAUAACAAUGCCUUUUAAAACAUUAUUUUUAAACCUAAUUAUUGCUGCGUAGCGAGCGAGCCUGAAGCGAGCGGAGCGAAGCAGCAGCCUAAUUUGUGCGGUAGGCAGUAGAAAAGAAGAUUUUUAGCGUCGCAUGGAAUUGUGGUCGUGCGCAUUUGUGUGCGCAGUUUUCAUAAAUCCGUCUCACCUCACUACACAUGCGCAAUCAGCUCAAAUUUGUCUCACUUCAGUGCACGUGAUCUGUGCUGAUAUUGUUCAAUGCGCUUUGGAACGUAUUGGCAUAUUGUUCAACGCGUGCUCUGUGCUCAUAUUGUUCCUGAACGCGCUUUGGAACGUAUUAGCAUAUUGCGAAGAAAAGAGAUUCGAAUUAGACUAUAAAACAUUAAAAAGGUAAGAGAUUUUAACCUUAUAAAUUGUCCUAAUAUUGUAAAGUUGGCUACGGCUUGAUAUUUUUUAUUGACUAUUAAUGUAGUGCGAAGAUCAUUAUUGGUGGUAUUGGAUCAUUAUUUGGUAAAAGGUACGAGAUAUCAACCGAUAUUCUGUUUUUCAAUAAGCGCAAGAUUGGCAGUUGUUUGUUGUUUUGCCUGAUUUUUUAGUUUAAUUUGUUUCGCUAUAUACACCGUGUAAUAUUAGCGCAGUUGGUGGCUGGAUAUUUGGUUUAGCAUUUCGUGCGACGUGUGACAGAUAGUAUUUGUAUGUGGCGUAUUUGAAAUAUAUCGUUUAUUGUUUUGCUUGCUUCGAUUUAUAAACUAUUUUUAAUCAGUUGAAGUUUUAAGAUAGAAAAACAUUUUACUAGCUUUGGCCCUUUUAAAAUUUUGGCGUAUUUGAGCCUCGUGUUCAGUUGGCGUCUUUGCUCGCCUGACACCUCGUGCGAAAUAUUACUAUUAGACUAUAAAACCUUAAAAAGGUAAGAGAUUUUAACCUUAUAAAUCGUCCUAAUAUUGUAAAGUUGGCUAUGGAUAUUUUUUAUUGUUACCAAUAAUGAUCCUGUACCACCAGGCGAUCUUCGCACUACAUUAAUAGUCAACAAAUUGAAAAUCAAUAAAAAAUAUCAAGCCAUAGCCAACUUUACAAUAUAAGCCAUAGCCAACUUUACAAUAUUGUCCUAAUAUUGUAAAGUUGGCUAUGGCUUGAUAAUUUUUAUUGAUUUUCAAUUUGUUUGACUAUUAAUAUAGUGGGAAGAGUCACUAUUGGUGCCUGGUGGUACUGGAUCAUUAUUGGUAAAAGUGUUACGAAAGUAUUAAAAAUAGUAUAAAAAUAGUUCAAUUUGCACCCCAGGUAAUUAUAAAAUACUAAUUACGUCGAAUUAAUGGAGAGAUAAUGAGCAUUUUUAACGAAAAAUAAACGGAUUAAGUAAAUCUCAUUUCGGACUUGAGCAAAAAUGUCAAUUAUCUAUCCAUUAGGCAAGAUAGAUAAUUCGUCAAACUGUCAAAGUUGACCGAUAACCUUGCAUGGUGGCCUGUUGUGUUUACAUAAUUCAAGUCCGGUGCCUGGUGGUACUGGAUCAUUAUUGGUAAAAGAGUCACGAAAGUAUUAAAAAUAGUAUAAAAAUAGUUCAAUUUGCACCCCAGGUAAUUAUAAAAUACUAAUUACGUCGAAUGGAGAGAUAAUGAGCAUUUUUAACGAAAAAUAAGCGGAUUAAGUAAAUCUCAUUUCGGACUUGAGCAAAAAUGUCAAUUAUUUGUCCAUUAGGCAAGAUAGAUAAUUCGUCAAACUGUCAAAGUUGACCGAUAACCUUGCAUGGUGGCCUGUUGUGUUUACAUAAUUCAAGUCCAAGGCUGGCCCUUCAUUGACCGUGAAUGAGUGCAUGCUUAGGGCGUUUCUGUCAAUCAUUCUUUGGUAUAUUUCGCGCGGUUGAGUAAUGAUAACAUUACGUCAUCAAAAUCUUGGUUCAAUAAAAUUGUAAGUAAAUUUAGUUUAGUAUAUAUCGUUUAUUGUUUUGCUUGCUUCGGUUUAAGGUUUUAAGAUAUAGAAAAACAUUUUACUUUGGCCCGUUAAAAAUUGUUUUCGGCGUAUUUGAGCCUCGUGUUCAGUUGGUGUCUUUGCUCGCCUGACGCCUCGUGCAAAAUGUUACUAUUAGACUAUAUAAAUUGUCCUAAUAUUGUAAAGUUGGCUAUGGCUUGAUAUUUUUUAUUGAUUUUCAAUAGAGAGGACGGUGAUGCUGAAGGCUUGCCGAACACAGAAAAAGUCGAAUGCCCUGCAGAAGGAGUUUCAUCUCUUCAGCGCUUUUCUUCCUGCAAAAAGUGCCAAACGAAACUAAUUCGAAAUGAUGAAAAACAAUUGGUUAAAUGCGCAGAGUGUGGUUUGGCGCAAUUAUUCCACAAAUGCCAGCAGCGUUUAAUCGCAAACGUCAUGUUCUUGAAGGCGGGAAAUACAAUAUCUCUGCUUCUGUUUGAAGACAAACUCAAACAACUGUAUCAUAUUUACACAAGUCAAGUCGCUGGAGGUUCCACGGAAAGCUUUGAAUCGUUAGAUGACGAUUCUAUAAUAGAAUUUCUGUUAACCGUUGAAGCUACUGUGUGCUACAACACCAAGAAAAACGUUGUCUCGGUGGACAAAAAAAACUGA